This is a messenger RNA of Thermothielavioides terrestris NRRL 8126, 522 nucleotides long. RefSeq lists its product as uncharacterized. The record is from RefSeq and is a predicted model, not a curated record. The transcript has a single exon. The coding region runs from base 53 to 505 and encodes 150 amino acids. Lineage: Eukaryota; Fungi; Ascomycota; Sordariomycetes; Sordariales; Chaetomiaceae.
UAGUUACUUUUCAAAUCAACAACCCACUUGCACCCUGCCACCACCACCCAAAAUGGCCGCGCCAAGCGGAGACGCAGCGCCAUCGAUCUCCCCACACCGGGACGCCGUCGCCGCGGGGCUGCUCUCCUACUACAAGCUGCUCGCCGAACUCCCCUACCUCCCGCAGGACGUCAUCGCGACGCCGCCCGAGCCGGACGGCUGGCCCGAGGAAGACCGAGCCAAGUUCCGCCGGCUCGGCAAGUCGGAUGCCGCCGUCGACCUGCUGUGCCACAUCCCCUACCUGACGAGCAGGGACUUCGAGGUCAACUACGAGACGCUCCCCAUCGACUGGCGCAGCGACCGCGUCUACUCCUUUCUCGAGCAGUACGGCGCGCUCAACCUGACCGGCCUGGAGCCGGCCGGCCAGAAAUUGCCGAGCAACGUUGUGUCGCUCACAGAGGGCUUCAAUUACGGCCGCUAUAUCCUGCUCGAUGUCGACACCGGUAUGUACUACAUACCACUCUAGUUGCCCACAUAGGUCGC